Acipenser ruthenus (sterlet) is the source of this 4226-nucleotide messenger RNA. Its product is annotated as photoreceptor ankyrin repeat protein-like. The transcript has 5 exons. Gene Ontology annotation, molecular function: protein binding. The record is from RefSeq and is a predicted model, not a curated record. Lineage: Eukaryota; Metazoa; Chordata; Actinopteri; Acipenseriformes; Acipenseridae. Bases 280 to 1650 code for a protein of 456 amino acids.
UCUCCGUCUUUAACCCAGCAUUGGCUGAAGGAGUCAGGUGUCUGAGCUAAUGGGACACAAAGCCGAAAGGAGAUUGCAGUGUCGUGUUGAUGUCCCGGACGUUUCUUGUAUGACUCGCUGAGGGUGGGGGAAGUAAAUAUAAAAAAAAACAAGAAACAUAGGAAGUGGGGCAACAGUUUGCAAGAGUCUUUUUAGAGGAAACACAGAUCUUUAUGCUCUCCCACCAUGGAGCUAUGAAAGGGGCCGCUGCUGCUGUGUGAGCCCGGGGGCGAAGGCUGGAUGUCGGAUGGACACGACGAGAAGGACCCCGAUCUGGAUGCGGGGGACCUGGAGGACUGCUCUGAGGUCUCGUGGGCGAGCGGGGAGGACCCUGAUGGGGCCAGCUUGUUCUCUGAAGACUCCGUCUUCCCUGAUUACGACUCGGAGGACAGCAGCAGCAGCAGGGACAGCUCAGCGGCCCUCACUCUGUACCAGGCCUGCAAAGAGAACAAUGCCAGGGCCCUGCAUGAGUGCCUGGAGAGGGGCGUGUCCGAGGAGGAGGUCCUGGAGCUCGACAUCAACGGAAGGAACGGCCUGAUGGUGGCAUGUUACAAGGGCUUUGUGGACAUUGUCUUCGGAUUGGACAAAUGUCCCUACCUGGACGUCAACCACCAGGACAACGACGGGAACACCGCCCUCAUGAUAGCGGCCCAGGCAGGGCACAUGACCAUCGUGAACUACCUCCUGAAUUACUACCCGGGGGUGGACCUGGAGAGACGGGACAUCCGGGGGUUCACGGCCUUCAUGAAAGCAGCCAUGCAGGGGAGGAGCGAGUGCGUCUCAUCCCUGAUGAUGGCAGGUGUUGAUUUGAAUGCGGUCGACCCGACAAGAGGCAAGACCGCCAAAGAGUGGGCGAUACUGACCGGCCGCUUUGAGACCUUGACCAAGAUGCGCCGCCUGCUAGAGAAGCCCUGCGCCGAGCAGUUCUGUGACCGCUACACACCGGAAUGGCCAGAGCUGAGAAACCUGGUGGCCAAAGCAGUGACGGUCAAGACCAGGAGCGAGAAGAUCACUCAAAGGAUCCGCUCCACCUUCACCAUCAACUUCCCACAUGACCCUGAAGAUGACGGGGUGCUGGACCACAUGGUCCGGAUGACCACUGGCAUUUCCAGUCCCUUUGUGACCACCGGCUGCCGCCCGCUGUGUCCCACCAGCCCACCAGCCGUUGGGAAGAAACGCUUCACCGUCCCAGAGAUCCUCCGGCAAUAUCCGGGCAAGCAGGUGGAAAACAGAUCUGUGCAGCACUCAAAUGGGUCAGGAUCGGAUAGUUCCUCCUGCUGUGGAAUCACAGAGGAAUCCCAGAGAGGGAGCAUUCUGUCCAACACAGGGGGUGUCCAAGGUUUCAGCAUGAGACGCAACAGCGUCUUCCCAGCGGGGUGCAUCCCCCAGAUCAAGGUGUCCAAGAGCACGGAACCCACGCCCAAGAAGGAGAAGAAGAAAAAGUCCAAGAGCAAGCAUUUUCUGGAGCUGCCCAAGUGGAGGUACAAAGAGCUGAAGGAAGAGAGGAAGAAGGUGGAGGAGAAGGAGAAGGACAAGGAGGAGAAGAAGGACAAAGAGGAGAAGGACAAGAAGGAGAAGAAGGACAAGAAGGACAAGGAGGAGAAGAAGUGAAUUUGCUGAUCAGCUGGUUCCAACUUCAACACACCUCCAAGAAACAGGACUGAAUUGCAAGCUUGCUGAGAUGCAACCUUGAGAAGUUUGCUUCUCUAGCAGGUUCUUCUCUUGAUGGAACUUACAUUUUUUCAUUUUUCCAAAGUAAACAUGGUCUUCCGUCUGUGAGAUCACAAGUCUCUGUUUCUGAUCCUGCAAUGGGGAAUUGGUGGCAUUUGUGAGGAAUAAAUCUGACAUUGACCAUACUGACUAGAUGCAUAUCCAGCCUUUCCCAGUGUCACUGGAGGGACAAAUGGACAGGAAUGGAUUUCAAUACAAAGCCUAUUUAUUCAGGGAACACUUGCGUUAUCUAGACUGGAAUGAUGGUUUAGUUAUUGUUCAGCUCAAGCAGCACCGAGCUAAUUUACACUGUACUAUUACUUGAAUGGAUUUAUACUGUGAUCAGCAUAUGCCAUAUUCUUUUGACCAUCCAAUCCAUAACAAAAAGACCUGUUAAAACAGCACAAAAUAACAUCAUCUGUUGUUAUAACGUGCUGUCCCGUCAUUGUUUGAAACCGUUUCUUUGGAAAUAUCAGCCUUGGCAUACAAUGUCAAUAUGGAUUCACUAUAAAAUACAGCAUCUGCGUUAUUUCCCUCUUUUAUGGAGGCAUUUGUGGAUAUUUUCCUGAAGUACGCUCCAUAUCCAGGUUUUCUGGCUCAAGUCAUUGCUCUGGAAGGUCGUCUUUGACAUUGUAUUUUUGGGGUAACCUCUUAAGUGUCUGGGUGAAGAAUGGGGUGAUAUAGCAGUGCUGUAUUGAAUUAUUGAAAUCUAUCCCUUUGAACAGUUCACUUCUUUUAUGCUUCAAGUGUAUUAUUGUGUGGAUCAGACCACUAUAUGUCUCUGCUAACAUAACACUGGGGAUGGAAUAUUGAAAACUUGGUAACACUUUACAAUAAGUGUCUCUUAUUAAUGUUAAGUACAUUGUAACUAUGCAUAAUAACAAUGUAAUUAUGUGUAAGUACACAUGCAUUUACUAAGUAACUAAUAUGCAAAUACACAGUAUUUAGAGACACAAUGUAAAGUGUUACCCAGAUCUCCAGGCUCUUCCCUACACAUGUUAUACCCAAAGACUAGGAGGAUCAAGUUUAUUUAUUACAGAACUAGGCUGCUGUUUCUGGUUUAUUUUGGUUUACUUGUAUUGUAUUUUCUAAGUGAAAACAUGAGCCGAGAGAUUAAAAAACGAUACAGUCUUUAGACAAUAAAUAAAGUCUUUAAAAACAGUUUGAAUGUAUUUAUGGGAGCAGGGUCUGGAUCUGGCAUAAGCUGUCCGUUUCCAGCCGUGUGGUAUAAAUAACAUGUGCCUAUAAGUGACAGAAUUAAAGCUGUAAUCCACUGUGGACUCAGGAUACUCACAGUGCAGUGGCCUCCACUCAGGAUAAGACAGCACAUUCAUUAUCACUUAACCCCUCGCACUGUAACUAUCUGUGGAGUGUAAUUACAUGGGCAUGGUUUGUAAAAUGGUGAACCAUGUAAUUACAUCAGGUAACAAAUCUUCCUUUUUUUUUUUUGGUAUCACUUUACAUGAAGUGUCUCGAAUUCCUGUGUAUUUACAUAGUAGUUACAUUGUAAAUAUCUGUGUACUUAAACAUAAGUACAAUGUUGUAAUGCAUAGUUACAAUGUACUUAAUGUGUAAAUAUCUUUGCACAAUAUAACCCUAACCCUUUCCUGAUAAAACUGUGUACUUACAUAUAUCAUGGAAAAGGAUUUACACAUUAAGUUCAUGGUAUGCAUAAUAACAUUGUAAUUAUGUGUAAGUACACAUGUAUUUACUGAGUAACUACUAUAUUAAUACACAGUAAUAAGACACACCAUGUAACGUUUUACCUUUUUUUAUAUUUGACGCAUACUAUCAUAAUGGGAUGAACACCUUCUCAGUACUAGACAGUGUGCUACCAGAUCAGGACUCCUGUGCAAUAUGUGUUCGCCAUGCAUUGCUUUGCCAUUGCUGACUAAUCUGUGGUCUGCUAAUGGUCUUUUACACUAGUAUUAUAAUGAUACACAGAUUGUGUUUUUUUAAUAACUUUUCUGAAAGGGUAUCAGCAAAAAAAGUCCAAGUAAUAACUAGCUGCUUCUGAUGUUUCUAUAAAAGCAGACCACGUAACGGUCUUGUGACCUCCGACUGCUUUACGCAAUUUCCAACAGCUGUUUCUGAUUAAAGGGAACUUUUGUCUUUGCCGUUGCUCAAGUUUCUAAGGCUCCCGCACUCCCUGACAGUUCUAUAUUGUAUUUUCCAGGUGCGUACCGAGAAUAUCUCAUCUGUGGUUUCGUUGCAAUUUCUAAAUCUGUAGUAUUUUGUAUUUAAUUAUAUCCUGCUGUAACUAUCCCUGACACUGUUAUCUGCUCCGUUAUUGAAUCGUAUUUUGCCAUAAUUGUACUUGCUAGAACCAAAGUCAUUGUAUUUAUCUUGCUCUUAAUUGUAUUAUUACUUGUACUGUGAUUCUUGAAAUGUAUUUUUGUUUACGACUGUAAGUCGCCCUGGAUAAGGGUUUCUGCUAAGAAAUAAAUAAUAAUAAUAAAAUAAUAAUAAACGUUUGU